Gossypium arboreum is the source of this 1242-nucleotide messenger RNA. RefSeq lists its product as uncharacterized. The record is from RefSeq and is a predicted model, not a curated record. The coding region runs from base 1 to 1242 and encodes 413 amino acids. NCBI's taxonomy places the organism in Eukaryota, Viridiplantae, Streptophyta, Magnoliopsida, Malvales, Malvaceae. The transcript has 5 exons.
AUGCCAUCAGUAGAUAAAAGCAAUCUUCACAAAACAGAAGAUAUUCUUCGUUUUAGCUGUUGGUUUUCUGGUGCUGUUCCCAACAUAUGUGUUGAAGUUAACCUGCAUGCAGCACAUGAAACAUCACCACCCUUGAGAGCUAAUUCGACCAUAGCUCAAAUCAGGCAGCAUAGUGAGGACAUUGCCAAGAAGUACAAGGCUAUGUCGUGCCUUCAGAAUGGAGUUCCAGAUGUCAUUUUCACAAUGAUAAUGGGGUCAGACAAGACUAGGCAGCAACAAUUGAUAAACUUGAGAAGGGACUUCGAGAAUCUAAGGAUCAAAGAGUCUGAAACCAUCAAGCAGUAUGCUGACAGAAUCAUGGUCAUAGUCAACAACAUAAGAUUGCUUGGAUAUGAUUUUAGUGACAAGAGGAUAGUUGAAAAGGUCAUUACAACUCUUCUAGAGAAGAGCAUCAAGAAGGUGCCUUCCAAGCCAAAAGCAGACCAGCCUCGAGCUCCUCUGCAUACAAAUGAAAGGAAUCCUGGUCAAGCAAGCCUAGAUCAAAUGGUGAAAAAAGAUAUCCACCCUGCCCACACUGCAGAAGGAAAGAGACAAAAUCAAACUCAACAGCCAAGAGCUGAAGCUCAAGUAGUAGAGGAAGAUAGUGACCAAGAAGAGCAAGUUUUUGCAGUUUCUUGCUCAGUAGCUAAAGGAAAAGCCAUAAAGGGAUGGUUGAUAAACAGUGGUUGCACAAACCAUAUGACCUCUAAUGCUGGCAUUUUUAAAUCAAUUGACAGAAGCUUCAAAAUAAUAGUGAAGGUUGGAAAUGAACACUUCACCAAAGCUGAAGAUAAAGGAGAUGUGUUGAUAGACACUCCUACAGGUACCAAACUUGUUACAAAUGUCUUGUUUGUGCUUGAUAUUGAUAGAAACUUGCUUACCAUUGCUCAGCUGCUUGAAAAAGGAUAUUCAAUAGUAUUCAAAGGCAAACAAUGCUUGAUCAGUGAUCCAAGUGAAUCCAAGCUCGUGUCAGUGAUCAUGGGUGACAAAAGCUUUGUUGUAAACUGGAAUUGGGACAAGAAUGAGCCAAAGGCUGCUACCGAAGAUCUUGUAACAGAUCAAGCUGAAGCUAAUCAAAAUGGUCCUAAAAUGGAUAUUGAUGAUGAACCAGUCAGGGGCACUAGACCAUUGGCUGAGAUUUAUAAAAAAGCUCAAGUGACUACAGUUGAACCAAACUGCUUUGAAGAGGCUGAAGCUCAAUAA